Messenger RNA from Ostertagia ostertagi, 1158 nucleotides. Lineage: Eukaryota; Metazoa; Nematoda; Chromadorea; Rhabditida; Trichostrongylidae. The record is from the annotation of a GenBank genome assembly.
AUGGGGAUGCCAGCGAUUCCAUCCCUGGCCGAGCGCCUUUUCACAUGGCUAUUGUAUUUAAUUCGUUGUUACGUAAUUGUCGUCUUUAUCCUGCCGUUGAGCUUCAUCUACAAUCUUUUGCUAAUCGUGAGGAACAAAUUCGUUUACACGAUUGGUUCGGCUCCACGAGCUCAUGCUCGGAAAGUGACAGCAAUUCAGAGACAGGUACAUCAAUGGUCACAAAGCAAUCGGCGAACGAAGAUGUAUCCAGUACAUUAUAAUUUAUUGAAUUCUAUAUUACGCCCUCCUAACAAAGAAGUGACCCCAAUCUACAUCGACACCCUAAUGGAUAUUCUUGAGAUUAACCGGGAAGCUUUGACUGUCCGUGUUGAGCCAAUGAUCACCAUGAAUGCGAUAAAUGGUCGAGGAGCAGAUGUGUCUGGUAGAAAGUACGGUUUAUUCCAACACAUCUGUCUAUCUUAUGAGCUUGUAAUGCCCGAUGGAAGCGUUGUCACCGCUUCAAAGGACAAGAAAGGCGAUGCCGAGACGCAGGCACUUUUCUACGGUGUUCCAUGGAGUGAAGGUACACUAGGGAUUAUGGUGGCAGCCACUCUUCGACUGAUUCCGAUAAAGCCAUUCGUCAAAAUCACCUACUCACCGGUUCGCUCAGCUGAGGAAAUGCAAUCAAAGCUCACUGAAGAAAGCCAAUGCCGAGAGAAUGAGUUUGUCGAAGGAAUGCAGUUCUCGCCGAGUUCCGGCGUAGUUCUGCGUGGAAGGUUUUCUGAAGGACCUCCUAAAAACUGGGGAGCUGCAAAUAGAAUCGGCAGAUGGUACAAACCAUGGUACUACACUCAUGUUCAAAGCAUAAUUAAUACUACUAAGCAGGAAUAUACUGAAUUUGUUCCACUGCGAGAUUUCUAUCAUCGCCAUUCGAAGAGCCUUUAUUGGGAACUUAAGGAUUACAUUCCGUUCGGCAACACUUUACUUUUCCGAUUGUAUUUCGGCUAUAUGUGUCCUCCUAACGUCGAUCUGAUGAAGAUGUUCAAUCCUACCGUGAUGAGCUCAAGAUUUGACAAAGGCCGUGUACGACAUGAUUUUCUCAUUCCCAUGGAACACCUCGACGAAGCCAUGGAAGUCUGCGAUAAAGAGCUCGAGGUCUGGUUGAACUUUCUGAGCUAA